AUGUCUGUCGAAAAUGGUUCUGAUGAUUCUGGGUUUACACUCUCCAAAGUAGUGGAGGACGUGAGUCAGCACAGCUUCGCUCAGACGGAGGCUCUGAAAGAAAAAGAGAAAACUCUGCAAUUGCUUGAGGCUACUUUAGCGGAGGCUGAGGACAGACGCAGAGAGCUGCAGUUGGAACUGAGGUCUAAAACAUGUCAGCUCCUGUCUCUGGAGAGUGAUGUGGAGAAGCUGGACCAUCAGACCCAGACCCUGCUCCACCGCAACGCCACCAUCACCCAGGAGAACGCCCGCCUUCAGAGCCAGAUCAAAGAGGAGCAGGAGAAGGCCUCCAGCGCCCGAGCCCGGUAUCACGCCUACAGGACCAAGAUGGAGGAGCACCGAGCGGCCGUGGUGGAGGCCCUCAGUGAGACAGAGGCCAACAAGGAGCUGGAGGAGACAAGGGCACGAGUCAAGAUGCUAGAGCAGGAGAAAGAAGAGCUCAGGAAAGAGCUGGAAAACCCAGAUGGAAAUGCAGAGAAGGAAAUAAGGGAUUUGAAGGAGCAGAUCAUUGCACAGAAAAAGGCCAUCGCAGAGAAGAGACUGAGGCUGCGGAAGGAGACCGAGACACACAACCACAUGAAGAGAGACAUCGAGAUUCAGAACAAACGUUAUGAAGCCAUCGUGAAGCGCCUUCGCUGCCAGCUGAACAAAGCACAAGCCGCUCACAGACACAUGUCGAGUGAAGUGUCCAUCAUGGAGAAGCAGAUCUCUGAACUGAAGGAGAGACUGCAGAAACCCGGGGCCCCCAGCACCAGGCCCUGA
Messenger RNA from Knipowitschia caucasica, 801 nucleotides. The record is from the annotation of a GenBank genome assembly. NCBI's taxonomy places the organism in Eukaryota, Metazoa, Chordata, Actinopteri, Gobiiformes, Gobiidae.